CGCAUGACGUAUGGUGCGGUUUCCAUGCGAUCUAACAACACACGCCCGGGAACUGCGGGCACAUCAUUGACAUGUGAGAUCGCACGAAUAUACAUCGGUGCCGUUCCAAACAUCAUAUCACAUCUCCAGAGGUAUUCAGGUAUUAAUCCAAGACUUGCAAAAAACCCCAGCAACCAAGAAAAGUAUACAGCAAAGCAGUCAAAGAUGUCGUCUGCAGCAUCCUCCAACCCAAAGCCUAACCACGAGCGAAUGGCCGACGCCGAGAAACACAUCAAACGCAACCCACACGGCAACUUCAAAGAAGUCGAAGCCAGCCGUCCGGAGUGGGACUCGGAGAUCCAAUGGGGCUACACGCAAACCAAGAAGCCCUCCUGGAAAGCCGGCGACGGCGCCAACGACGACGGCGCCAGCCUGUCAAAAUCACACAUCGACAUCGAUCCCUACGAAGAAGGCCGCCCGGCAGCCUUCAACUACAAGCUCCUCAUCUCCGGCAUCAUCCCGCGACCGGUAGGCUUCGUCAGCACGCGGUCCGCGGACGGGACGAGCACUAAUCUGGCUCCGUUCUCAUAUUUCUCCGUGGUGAACCACGACCCGCCGAUCUUCACCGUGGGGUUCUCGGGAGGGUUUGACAAGGCCAAGGACAGCCUGCGCAAUCUGAAGGAGUCCGGGGAGUGUGUGUUGAAUAUCAUCAGCGAGCAUUACCUCGAGGCGGCGAAUUCGACCAGCGUGAAUGCUCCCUAUGGGACCUCUGAGUGGGCGCUUUCGGGUCUGACGCCGGCGCCGUGUAAGGAUGUCAAGGCAAGUCGAGUCAAGGAAGCGGUGUUCAGCGUUGAGGGGAAAUUGGUCGAGACGAAGGAGUUUGAGAGCAGGAGUAAGCCUGGGGAGAAGAGUGGCGUGCUCGCGAUCAUCGAGGGCGUGAGAUUUUGGGCGCGCGAAGAUGCCAUCAAUGAAGACAAGAACUUGUUGGACCCUGCUGUGAGAUACAACCUAUCGGCAUUUUUGCUUCUGGGAACGAUGCUGAUGAUGAUCAUAGGUAUUGCGACCAAUUGCACGCCUGGGUGGCAUCACCUAUGCCCGUGUACACGAAGGCAUCGAAAUUCCACGGCCGGACUGGGACGAGCUCAAGACAGACGCUGCAGACCUUGUGAAACCAAAAGCCGAUUCGCAAUAGAGAUAGAUAGACGCUAUAUGAAGUAUAUGAAGUCCCAUCAGAAAUUGCAAUUAUGCGAAGAAGAUUUUCCCGAAGAUGCGUAACGUCUUUUCCAUCGAUAAACACUCUCGCGCGAAUCCGCGAGCACAUCGUCUCACAUCCCAACCUAAACACGUUCCCCCCGGGUAUCACAUCGUCAUGCCAACACCCAAAUAACCUUCCCCGUACAUGAAGUUCUGUUCAAUGAGAAAUCGUAGGAAAUGCCACCGACGGACAUGAAAGCCACAACACAGAGGGGACGACAGACAAUGGCUGGUCAUGGAUUUGAGUGCCUGCCCGCUUCAUCCGACGAAUGGCUCGAUGGCGAGCCUGCGUGGUAAGUCGAGU
This is a messenger RNA of Dissoconium aciculare CBS 342.82, 1537 nucleotides long. RefSeq lists its product as uncharacterized. The record is from RefSeq and is a predicted model, not a curated record. Lineage: Eukaryota; Fungi; Ascomycota; Dothideomycetes; Mycosphaerellales; Dissoconiaceae. The transcript has a single exon. Bases 4 to 1254 code for a protein of 416 amino acids. Gene Ontology annotation, molecular function: FMN binding.